This is a messenger RNA of Dothidotthia symphoricarpi CBS 119687, 1134 nucleotides long. RefSeq lists its product as uncharacterized. Lineage: Eukaryota; Fungi; Ascomycota; Dothideomycetes; Pleosporales; Dothidotthiaceae. Bases 1 to 1134 code for a protein of 377 amino acids. The transcript has a single exon. The record is from RefSeq and is a predicted model, not a curated record.
AUGCGAUCAGCGUGGACAGGACGAGUCCUGACCGGAUUCAGUGUCUUGCUAUCCUUGGCUGCGUUAACAAUCACACUUGUUCUGAUCGUCAUGAUCAAGUCAAGAUGGCACGAGGUCUCUACCACCUCGUCCAAAGUCGCUGUCACCAACUGGAACGGGCACGUUGCCGCUCACAUAGCGGUUUGGUCGAUUUCCUGCUUUAGUCAGUUCGCAUUGUACUCUCUGUGUUUCUUGAUCCGGCACACUCCGGAGGCUCAGGCAGUCUCCGGCUCUGGUCCCCGAGACUCAGUCAUGUCAGAGUUCCCAAACAGACGUACAAGCAGAGAUAUGUUCGGGAUAGAAGCAACGCGACCAUCAUCACCGCUUGCAGGACUCCCUUCUCCAACGUUCUCUCAUCGGUCUUCAAAAUCGCUCAACUCUUUCCGGGAAUCAAUUCGCCAUGUUGUGCGCCCCGCCACGUCACGCACAACUUUGAUCAGCCGUCCUUCUUUCUCACGGAGUGUCUACUCCGACAACCAAUCCUGCCAUAGUGUCGCCCACCCUGAUGGCUUCGACAGCUGGGACACCAGCAGCGUGAGCCCUUGUGCUCGCGAUGCAGUGAUGCAAUUCACACCGUCUUUAGCCACAACACUUGAAACCAUUCCUGGCAGUCGACCAGCCACACCGGCUCGCGUCCUGGACAGUCCUCUCCUUUCUGACCUUCCCGAAGCCGAUGAGGACCUGGUUCCUCCCCCCAAAAUGAUGCCCGACACAUCGCGCCCACCAAGUCCCAGUCUCGGCAAUGAAGGACACAUCCACCCUUUGUUCAGGAGCGAGAGUCCCACCCCAGCUCCUUCCGCUACGCCCGGGACGAGUAUACUUGCGAGUCCCUUGGCUAACCAGGCGAUCGUUGCCCCUUCUCGCUCGUAUUCUCGAAUGCGGUCGAACAGUCGCACAGCGACCUCAAGUCCGCUGGUUCCUGCGCGAAGUAUUCGCGACCGGCGCGCAAACAGCAUGCGCUCGCUUUCGAGGAGUCCCUCGCCGCCGAGCCGAGAGAUGACUCCCCCAAUUCCAGAUUUUGUUCUCAACUCCUCGCCGAGGAGUAGUUGGAGUGGAUCGCGGAGAAUGCAACUCCAGUUCUCUCCAGAUCGGUGA